CCCGUCGCCCCGCAGCCCCCGGCGGGGCCCAGGCUGGAGCGAGCCCGGUCCCUCGAUGACAGGGGCUGGACGAGGCGGCGGCGGAUUCGAAGCGGCCACGAGGGCCUGGUGGCGCGGGAGGGGACCAGUCCCUCCAGGGACUCCGUGCAGGGUGAGGACCCCAGUCCCGCCACCCACGGCUGCACCGCGCCCUGCCUGAGCACCUCCUUGCCCGAGAUCCCCAAGUCUCGCAGGGCCCCGGUCAGCGAGGGAGGGAGCCGGUCCUCCUGGGGCAACUGUCUCCCUGGGACGGUGAGCGCCUCCCCGGACCUCCUGCGCAGAGACUCCGCCUCAGCCUCGGCGGGCAGCUCCCCGAGGCUGGCCAGCCUGCGUCCCCCUCGCCCGCCGCCGCCACUGAGCCUGAAUGUGGCCUCCGAGGCUCUGAGGACGGCCAGCAAGGUGGACUCAGAUCACGCCGACUACAAGCACCGCAUGCAGACCAGGCUGGUGUGGGCCUGCGGCGGCCUGGGCCCUAGCUGGCCCCGCAGCCCCCCGGCUAGCGAUGCCGGGUCCCUGUGCUCCACCAAAUGCUCCAGUCUCCUGGCACCCAUCCACACCAAGGACAUCCGGAGCAGGAGCUACCUGGAGGGGAGUCUCCUGGCCAACAGGGCGCUGCUGGGGGCGGAUGAGCUGGCCCAGUACUUCCCAGACAGGAGCGUGGCCCUCUUCGUGGCCACUUGGAACAUGCAGGGCCAGAAGGAGCUGCCACAAAGCCUGGAUGAGUUCCUGCUGCCCGCUGAGGCCGACUAUGCCCAGGACCUGUAUGUCGUUGGGGUCCAGGAGGGCUGCUCCAACAGGCGGGAGUGGGAGACACGUCUACAGGAGACGCUGGGCCCCCACUACAUCCUGCUGUCCUCGGCGGCCCAUGGGGUGCUCUACCUGUCCCUGUUCAUCCGCAGGGACCUCAUCUGGUUCUGCUCAGAGGUGGAGAGCUCUGCGGUGACCACGCGCAUCGUGUCUCAGAUCAAGACCAAGGGGGCCGUGGGCCUCAGCUUCACCUUCUUUGGAACCUCCUUCCUCUUCAUCACGUCUCACUUCACCUCUGGAGACGGGAAGGUGGAGGAGCGGCUGCUGGACUACACCAGGACCGUGCAAGACCUGGCGCUGCCCAGGGUCGUGCCGGACACCAACCCCUACCACUCCAGCGCAGCGGAUGUCACCACCCGGUUUGACGAGGUGUUCUGGUUUGGAGACUUCAACUUCCGCCUGAGUGCCAGGCGUGAGGCCGUGGAGGCCAUCCUGCAGCAAGGCCCGGAGGCGGACGUGCCUGCGCUGCUGCGGCAGGACCAGCUGGCCCGGGAAAUGAAGAAAGGGUCUGUCUUCAAGGGCUUCCAAGAGCCGGACAUCCACUUCCUACCGACGUACAAGUUUGACAUUGGGAAGGACACCUACGACAGCACCUCCAAGCAGAGGACCCCCUCCUAUACGGACCGGGUCUUAUACAAAAGCCGCCACAAGGGUGACAUCUGUCCUCUGAAGUACUCUUCCUGCCCUGGGAUCAAGACCUCCGACCACCGCCCCGUGUACGGCCUGUUCCGGGUGCAAGUGAGGCCUGGGCGAGACAACAUUCCCCUAGCUGCCGGCAAGUUUGACCGAGAACUGUACUUAAUAGGAAUUAAAAGACGGAUCUCGAAAGAAACUCAGAGACAGCAAGUGCUGAAGAAUCAGAUCUCCAGCGCUAUUUGUACCGUUUCUUGAAGUUGGCUGAAGGAGGACCUUCCGACUGCAGCAGGGAGGUGCCUGACACGACGGGCCGUGUGCGCUCGGGGGGCAGUGAGCCCCAGGAUCCUGAGGAAGCCCUCCCCACCCGAGGGGCUGUCCUGCUUUCUCACCACGAAAGCCCGAGGAUGGCAGGGGGCUGUGGCGGGACAGGAAGGAAGCUGCCUUCCUCGUCCCUGAGCAAGCCACCCGCCCGUGACAUGUCCCCAUGUGCACUGGCAGAGAGAGCCUGGACCCCACACAAAGCGUCACACCUCCAGCCACACUCGGGCAUCUGUCAGGUUGGCCUUGAGCAGUGCCACGCUCUGGGGCAGCAGCAGGUCCCCACACUUCCUCUCUCUGCUGCCUUUGCUCAUGUCUCCACACCCAGAGCUGGCGUUUCCAGAUCCACACCCUCCUGGCAGCCCCUCAGGCACACAGAGGGUCCUUCCACACCACAGGAGUCUGGGGUCUCAGACCCCUCUCUGGGCAUGCCCCAGAGCCCAGCUCAGGCGGAGGCGCCAUCCAGAGGCUGAACUUCCGGGAUGUGACGCAGUGGCCAGCACCCGUCUGGGGGGCUCGCUGCCCUUCCCCCUUCCUCCAUAGGCCAGGGCCUGUGUGUGGAAACAGGUCAUGGUUUUGGUGAUUUCGCAUCAGUUGCUUCUAGUAACGUCAGCCUCAGAACGACAUUACUGGAAGUGGAGUGUUGUGGCCUGAGAAACCGGUGUGGGCUGCGCGCGUCACCCGCUUGCCUGCUGGGCCAGCGCCAGCGCCACCACCGAGCUCCGGUCUCCUCCCGUCUGGCGGAGGCUUCAGAGCUCACUAUUGUUCUUUGCACCUUAUCCCGUCUCUUAAAAAAAAUGCAGACUUUGAAUGUGUAAAAGUCCAGUAACAUCCAAUCUCGUCUUUUAAAUUAUUUUUCCAUAUUUAUAUUUUUAAAUAAAUGCAUAUGUUGAAUCUUAAACUCUCUUUCUGGCCAGAGACUGGCUCUUGGAAAGAAACCACCUGUACACAUGCCCUGUUCCUAUUAAAAAGGUCCGUGAAAUUCA
Galeopterus variegatus (Sunda flying lemur) is the source of this 2786-nucleotide messenger RNA. It is a transcript of the gene INPP5E, whose product is annotated as inositol polyphosphate-5-phosphatase, 72 kDa. The transcript has 10 exons. Gene Ontology annotation, biological process: phosphatidylinositol dephosphorylation. Lineage: Eukaryota; Metazoa; Chordata; Mammalia; Dermoptera; Cynocephalidae. Gene Ontology annotation, molecular function: inositol-polyphosphate 5-phosphatase activity. The annotation marks the transcript as partial. The record is from RefSeq and is a predicted model, not a curated record.